AUGAGGCUUUUCAGACUGAGUGACGGGGUGGUUGAAAUGCCCGAAAAGGAUAGUGCAACACGUGCCUUCAGAUCAACAGAUACACAGACGGCGAGGACUGCAAUUCUCCACCUGACGCCCAGUUCAGCAAAUGAAACGAUGCGCUUCUAUUCUCACAAGAACGCCUAUGCUUCUUUUGUAGUCUGGGCUGGGUCCUUCCUGUUCUUCGACGGCAGUAAAACAGAACAAUUGCACCAUAGAGACUUCAUUUUUAUACCACCAGGAACAUUCUAUGGCUAUCGGCCACUAUCACCUGAUUCAGAAUUGCUAGUUGUCACUACUCUCGAAGAUCCAGCCGCCCUGCUGGAAGCGAUAAACGACGAUCAAGAUGCAGCUUCUCGACACUCAACAAAAAAUGAAAAUCCUCACCCAGAAGAGAUUGAUCUCGUUGAUGGGUAUCGUCUUUUAGAUUCGACGAAGCCCAUAGAACAGGAGGAAGCUGCUGUCUCAACAUAUCUACGCCCAUACUCUCUGAAUACCGCCACAUGUCCGCGGUGGAUAUUCGGCGGCGCAGUAACACGGCCUCUUGUGAGACAGUCUCAGUGCGAAGGCAAAUUCUCCAUCUCAGUCAUGGAGUCUUCCCAUGUGCACAAGGUCAAGCCAUUUCUUGAUCACUGGCUAAGCUUCACAAGAGUUGAUCAUUGCUUUUGCGUCAUUGAAGGGACAUUGUUGACAAAACUAAAAGGCCAGACUGACUGGACAGAACUGCGAAAAGGUCAAGCCAUACUCAUUCCGGCAAGGCAAUCUUUCACCGCCGAUGUCGGGAGUGAGUUUCUGAAAAUUCUUGUUAUUACGAAUGGUAUUGGCAUCGAUGAGCUGGUCUGUAGGGCUGGACAAGGAUAUGGAUCUACAGCACUACCAGAAACGGUCAACAGGUGGGAUACUUGGGAUGAAAUUCGUUUGAGGUCCGCGUGCUCUGAAGUUGGUGCUCUCCUCGACUACUCAUCUAAUACCGACUGA
Molecule: messenger RNA, 999 nt
Organism: Fusarium poae
Lineage: Eukaryota; Fungi; Ascomycota; Sordariomycetes; Hypocreales; Nectriaceae
Exons: 2
Coding region: 1-999 (332 amino acids)
Source: RefSeq, a predicted model, not a curated record